AUGGCGGCAGCGGCGACGAUGGUCAGCUCGGCGGGGAUGUUAUUGGCGAUGCUUAAUGAGAGCCACCCGCAGCUUAAGCAACACGCGCUUUCUAAUUUAAAUGCCUUUGUGGACUUCUAUUGGCCGGAGAUAUCUACCUCCGUUCCCGUCAUGAGUUCAUUGUGUGAUUGUUCACCUGCAUUAGUCUUGUUAGAAUUGCAGUGGGAACUGAGGAUAAUCAUUCUAGUCAUUGUGGAGGAAUUUAUGGGACAUCGCAUGCUAGCUAUGAGAAACUUCUUCUGCACAAACUGGGCCGUCAUUUGCACCAUUACGGUUGUUUUUGCUUUGAUAUGGGUUCAUUAUUUGCAACAUAUCUGUGUUCUCUCUCAGGUUUUUUGUUAUUUGGGUGAACUAAAUGACUCAUUAUCGUAUGCCCUUGGAGCUGGCCCUCUAUUCGAUGUAUCGGAAGAUUCAGAUUAUGUCCGGACUAUUCUAGCUAAAGCUAUAGAUGAAUAUGCUGACCUCAAGACCAAGGCUGCUGAGUCAAAUGAAGCAGCAAAGAUAGAUCCAAGAUUGGAAGCCAUUGUUGAAAGAAUGCUUGAUAAGUGUAUAACUGAUGGAAGAUAUCAACAAGCUGUGGGAAUGGCCAUAGAAUGCCGAAGAUUGGAUAAGCUUGAGGAAGCAAUUAUAAGAAGUGACAAUAUUCAAGCAACCCUAUCCUACUGUACGGAUGUCUCUCACAAUUUUGUCAACUCUAGAGAAUAUCGGCGUGAGGUGCAACGUCUUCUUGUUAGAGUAUUCCAAAAACUGCCAUCACCUGAUUAUUUAAGCAUAUGUCAGCUUCUCAUGUUUUUGGAUGGACCAGAGGACGUUGCUGGUGUAUUUGAGAAACUCUUAAGAUCAGAAAGCAAAGAUGAUGCUUUAUUGGGAUUUCAAAUAGCUUUUGACCUUGUAGAGAAUGAACACCAAGCUUUUCUUUUGAAAGUGAGGGACCGACUUUCCAGUCCCAAGGGAGAACCCUCAGUGCCUGCACAGUCUGGAUCUGCUGAGCUACAUUCUUCACGGGUAAAUACCACAACGGAGGAUGCUCAGAUGACAGAGGGUAGUCAAGAUUCUGAAGGAAAUGUGUCCCAUGCUGAUCCAAAGGAAGCUAUUUAUGCUGAGAGGUUAUCAAAAAUAAAAGGAAUACUGUCUGGAGAGACUUCCAUACAGUUGACAUUGCAAUUCUUAUAUAGUCAUAAUAAAUCGGAUCUCCUAAUUCUCAAGACAAUAAAGCAAUCUGUUGAGAUGAGAAAUAGUGUUUGUCAUAGUGCAACUAUAUACGCUAAUGCCCUUAUGCAUGCUGGGACAACUGUCGACACGUUUCUCAGGGAGAAUUUGGACUGGCUUAGCCGGGCUACAAAUUGGGCUAAGUUUAGUGCAACAGCAGGACUAGGAGUUAUUCACAGAGGCCAUUUACAGCAGGGAAGAUCGCUAAUGGCUCCUUACUUGCCACAGAGUGGAGCUGCUGGUGGUGGCAGCCCAUAUUCAGAAGGAGGUGCCUUGUAUGCUCUGGGUUUGAUUCAUGCUAAUCAUGGGGAGGGCAUCAAACAGUUUCUACGUGAUAGCCUGAGGAGCACUAAUGUUGAGGUUAUUCAGCAUGGUGCCUGCCUUGGUCUUGGUUUGGCAGCAUUGGGAACUGCUGAUGAAGAUAUUUUUGAUGAUAUAAAGAAUGUCCUUUACACGGACAGUGCCGUUGCUGGUGAAGCUGCUGGAAUCAGUAUGGGUUUACUGAUGGUUGGGACUGCAAGUGAGAAGGCAAGUGAAAUGCUUGCUUAUGCGCAUGAGACACAGCAUGAGAAAAUUAUCAGGGGUUUGGCACUGGGGAUAGCUCUGACAGUUUAUGGAAGAGAAGAAGGAGCUGAUACACUGAUUGAGCAGAUGACUCGGGAUCAAGAUCCCAUACUACGUUAUGGAGGAAUGUAUGCAUUGGCGUUGGCUUACAGUGGAACUGCAAACAACAAGGCCAUUCGACAGCUGCUGCAUUUUGCUGUAUCAGAUGUGAGCGAUGAUGUUAGGCGCACUGCAGUUUUGGCACUUGGUUUUGUUAUGUACAAUGAUCCAGAACAGACUCCUCGGAUCGUCUCCCUGCUCUCUGAAUCAUACAAUCCACAUGUUCGUUAUGGUGCAGCUCUUGCCGUUGGCAUAUCAUGUGCUGGUACCGGUCUGAGUGAGGCCAUAUCAUUGCUGGAGCCUUUGACAUCAGAUGUAGUUGAUUUUGUUCGUCAAGGAGCUCUCAUGGCGAUGGCCAUGGUAAUGGUUCAGAUCAGUGAAGCCAGUGAUUCCCGUGUUGGUGCAUUCAGGAGGCAAUUGGAGAAAAUUAUUCUGGAUAAGCAUGAAGACACUAUGAGCAAGAUGGGUGCAAUUUUGGCAACGGGAAUCUUGGAUGCUGGUGGAAGGAAUGUGACAAUAAAGUUGCUUUCAAAGACAAAACAUGACAAAGUAACUGCAGUUGUUGGUCUUGCUGUUUUUAGCCAAUUUUGGUACUGGUAUCCGCUCAUAUACUUCGUUAGCUUGUCAUUCUCACCGACAGCUUUCAUUGGUCUCAAUUAUGACCUUAAAGUUCCGAAAUUUGAGUUCCUAUCUCAUGCAAAACCAUCAUUGUUCGAAUAUCCCAAGCCCACAACUGUAGCCACCACCACUUCAGCUGUCAAGCUUCCUACAGCCGUUUUAUCCACAUCAGCCAGAGCAAAGGCCAGGGCGAGUAAGAGAGAGGCAGAGCAGAAGGCAAUUGCUGACAAGACUUUUGGAGCAGAGUUACCAUCUGGAAGUGGAACUUCUGGGAAGGCUAAAUCUGGUGAUAAGGAUGGAGAAUCCAUGCAGGUUGAUGGUGCUGCAGAAAAGAAAUCAGAACCAGAGCCUAAUUUUGAGGUUUUGACCAACCCUGCAAGAGUUGUUCCUGCCCAAGAGAAGUUCAUCAAAUUCAAGGAAGACAGUAGAUACGUGCCGGUGAAAUUAGCACCUUCAGGGUUUGUGCUUCUGAAAGAUCUGCGCCCAACUGAACCAGAGGUGUUGUCUUUAACCGAUUCACCCUCAUCAACAAUGUCGAAUGCUGGUGCAUCAGCAACGGCACAACAGGGUACUGGAUCUGCAAUGGCGGUUGAUGAGGAACCUCAGCCACCUCAGCCUUUUGAAUACACAGCUUGAUUUAUUCUCUUCAAGAUUCCUGCUCGGCUCCAAGGGUUCAAUUGCCACACAUUGUCGAUUUCUCUCUUCAAAGUUUCAGUUUAGCAGCUUGUGUAAGGAAUUAGCAUCGAUGAAUUGCCUUCAUCUUUUAAUGCUGACACAGGAUGUGAACUUGUAUUUGUUGAAUUAAGUUAAUGAAAGUUGCAGAAAGUAUCACCUUCAGAAUUUUCCGGUUUGUGUGUGCGCGCGCACACUCCUCUUUUUUUUUCUGUUCUUUUUCAUUUGUAACAAGGUUUUGAUGGUCUCGUACCAUUUUUGUUCUGGUUAAUACGAAAAAUAUUUGGAGCCAGUUUUGAUUGGUGU
Molecule: messenger RNA, 3507 nt
Organism: Coffea eugenioides
Lineage: Eukaryota; Viridiplantae; Streptophyta; Magnoliopsida; Gentianales; Rubiaceae
Product: 26S proteasome non-ATPase regulatory subunit 1 homolog A-like
Exons: 14
Coding region: 1-3165 (1054 amino acids)
Biological process (GO): regulation of protein catabolic process; proteasome-mediated ubiquitin-dependent protein catabolic process
Cellular component (GO): proteasome regulatory particle, base subcomplex; nucleus; proteasome storage granule
Molecular function (GO): enzyme regulator activity
Source: RefSeq, a predicted model, not a curated record